AAUUCCAUGCUGAUGUUGGAAUUGUUAAAAAAAAAAUAUGUAAUCAAAAGUGAUAAGAAACGUUCUCACUUUGUUGAAGUAUCUUGGAAAUUGCGAAAGCAGUUUCUGUGAGCAGGAAAAUUAAAGAGUGCACGCGUUAAUAUAUAUGUGUGUGGCUAUGUUUGUGCAUUUCGGUUUUGAAUGCGUGUGGCUGUGCAAAUGGAGCAAACUCGCUGGCGUUGAUCGACAGUGGAUUUGGUAAAAAAGAAAAGGCAUAGCGCCAAGAAAUUGAGAGAGAAAGAGUAGUCGGACAAUUGCGAAUAAGCAAUAAGCAGAAGUGAAGUGAGCGUAGUUGAGAAAAAACGAAAAAUGAGUCCAAGGCGACCUAAAAAACAAUUUCUAUGAAAAAGUGGUUUUUCUAGAAAUAAAUUUCCAACAUCGUCCAGCGCAACAAUAACAAUAUAUAGCAGUGGUAGCGGAAAUACUCUCGUGAGUUGAAUUUUACUGAUCGCGAGCAAAAAAUCGACACACAGUACAACUCGUAACUGUGCCCUGUACACCCUGUGAGUGGAGUGGCGUACAUGUAAUAAUAGUCCAAAGAAAAAGCCAACGUGAGAGUAAUUUGUUUUCGUGUUGAUUUUUGUUUGCUUUGCCGAUUAUUGCAAAUUCUCUUCGCGCUCAAAAGUGAAAGAAAGAAAAAAAAAUUUAAACUAAAAACAUCAACAACACUAUUUGCCGUUUAGCAAUAUAGCAGAGAUACAGCGAAACUAACAACUACAUGUAAAACGUGAAUUUAAUUGAAUACGCGGAGUAGCAGCAUCUCACCAGCGGCAGUAACAGCAAGACUAGUACAAGAGAAAUACCAACAAAACUUCCGAUACGACGAUAUAUAUAUAUAUAAUUUGCAUUAGCUUUUGUGGAGCGCGCGCCCAUGAGUGUAAAGAAGUUGUUGUUUGUAUUGGAGUAAAAAAAAAAAGCGUUUGGUGUUGAUUCUUUUUUCCUUUUAAUAUUCUUGUUGUCGUCGUCUCUUGACCCAUAUUGGAUUAAUAUUCCAAAGCAAUUACAACCGUUUUUUGCAAUAAGCUAAAUUAGAAUAUAUAUUUUGAGAAAAUUAUUACGCAAAUUGAAAAUUUCAACACUCGAAACUAGUUUUCUGCAAAGGGUUAACCGCCGAAGGGUGUCAUUGAACUGAUAAUUUAAUUUGUAAUUUUUUUCUGACGUGCGUUCGUAAAUAAAUAAAAAAGCCGCUUUAAUGAUGUCGUCUGAUCAACAAUUUUUCCUAAAAUGGAACGAUUUCCAAACGAAUAUGGUGACCUCGUUCCGGCAUCUGAGGGACGAGAAAAGUUUUACAGAUGUAACACUUGCCUGCGAAGGACAAACUUGCAAAGCGCACAAAAUGGUACUCUCCGCAUGUAGUCCGUAUUUCAAAGCACUCUUAGAGGAGAAUCCUUCAAAACAUCCAAUCAUCAUAUUGAAAGACGUCUCCUACAUACAUCUGCAAGCUAUAUUAGAAUUUAUGUACGCCGGCGAAGUAAAUGUCUCUCAAGAACAAUUGCCGGCCUUUUUAAAAACUGCUGACCGCCUCAAGGUGAAAGGUUUGGCAGAAACUCCCAGUUCCAUAAAACGGGAAGGUUGAUGGUGGUAAAUAAUAAAUAAUUAAAUAAAACAAAAUGCGACUAUAUAUACACGUAUAAAUAAUAAUAUUAAAAAAAAAAAACAAAAUAGGUAAACAAACUAUGCCUACAACUCUAUAUAUGUAUGUAUAAGAAAUGAUUUAUGAUAAAUUUAAAUGAAUCUACAUAAAACUUAACUGGUUUAAAUUUAAUUAUUUUAAAUGCGUAACAGAUCAUUUCUAACUUCUAUUUGAUAAUUUAGUAAGCUGCUAAAAAAUAAAUAAAAAUACCACAGUGCACACACACGCAUAUACACAUUAUAUUAUGUAAUGACCUACUUGCAUUCAUCUUUGUCUUAAUUUAUAUUUACGACAAUUAUGGUUGAGUGGAAAGGAUAAGACGUAUUCCAAACGGUUUAUAUAUAUAUUUACUUUUAGUAGAUUUUAAUUUAAAACUAUCCUAUAAUAAACACAGCACUACUUAACAUUUUUCGUUAUUAAUACGCAUAAAUUCAAAAUUUCAAAUUACUCUAACCAAUUCAAUCGCCUUUACUUCAUUUAUAUAUAAAAAAAAAAUUUGUCAAACAUUUGUACUUUUUAUGUGUAAUUAUUUUCUUAUAUAGACUUAUUUAUGUAUGUUUCUUAAAAGCACAUUUGACUUCAAUAAAAAUAAAAAUUAAAAAAAAAAAAUACAAGAACGCACUAAAUACCAUUAAUAGGCGAGUAAGUGAAAUUUUGUAGUAUAUAAAAUAAUGAUAAAAUAAAUAUAAUCGAUACUGUAGAAUGCUAUAUAAAUCGAUUUGAAAAUUUGUAAAAAGGCAAAUGAUUAAACGGGGUGAAUAAAAAAAUAAAUAAAAAUAAAAUAAAAUAAAAUAUAAAAUGCUAAGAAUGGGAAUGUACCUCCUGUUUUAUAUUAUAAGUAUAUAGUAAGCUACCUAUUUAGAGUUGCAAUUAUUCGUAUAUUUAUACCAUAUACAUACAUAUAUACAAUUAAUUAAUAAUAUAGACAGACCAACAGAAUUGGUGAGCGCUAGGUCAUGGCAGCAAAAGAGAAUUAGACGCAUUUGCAAAUAAAUAAUAAAAGAUUAAGGAUUUGUUUUCAUUUCAGUGGUUUGCGUUUGCGUGGCAAAAUUAUAUAAAUUAUACAAUUUAGUCUGUCUAAAUUUUGAAAAAUCAAAUUUGAAGAGCGUAUCACACUAUUUUCCAAACUUGUAUACGAAUUUCAAAGUAGUUCAGUGUUGCAUAUGUAUGUAUAUGCACUACUGCAUGAACCGAACGCUUUAACUGUAGCACUUUCGCUAAGGAAAUUAUUUUGCCCUUUAUAAAAUUAAUUUAAAUAGACAGAGAAAAGUUAUUUACGAGUUAGAAUCAGAACAAUGUUUAAGAAAAAAUGUUAUUUAUUUAAAAAUCCCAUCUGAUUUGUCAUAUAAAACUAUUGAAAUCUUAAUUCCAUUUACGCUAAGCUCUUUGCUAUCAACUUAUCGAAAGUGCUAUGUACAUACAUAACUUUUCUAUGCAACCCAAAUUGCUUCCAAAAUACUACAUACGUUCAUUUUCUGAAAAAAAAAAUAAAAUAAUAAUAAUGAAAACAUAUAGCAUAACAUACAACAAAUAUGACCCUAUAGCUUUUGUAAUAUAAUAAAUAGUUCAAGUAAUAUAAAAAUGUAUUGAUGAUUUGUUUUGUGUUCAGCGUAUUAUGUUUGCGCUUUAAUUUGAUUUCGACGUAGCAUCCCAUACAGCUACAUUCAUAUGUAUAUGUGAAUACCUUUUUGCAUAAAUAUGGGUAUUAUUCAUACACAAUUCUGCAUCUCCUAAUUUUGUUUGAUGUUUUUUUUUUGAACAAAAACAAUGGUGUGG
This is a messenger RNA of Ceratitis capitata (Mediterranean fruit fly), 3448 nucleotides long. It is a transcript of the gene lolal, whose product is annotated as longitudinals lacking protein-like. Gene Ontology annotation, biological process: regulation of transcription by RNA polymerase II. The transcript has 4 exons. Lineage: Eukaryota; Metazoa; Arthropoda; Insecta; Diptera; Tephritidae. Gene Ontology annotation, molecular function: protein binding. The record is from RefSeq and is a predicted model, not a curated record. Bases 1232 to 1615 code for a protein of 127 amino acids. Gene Ontology annotation, cellular component: nucleus.